UUAUUCUUUACCGUCUACGUGCGACAUUGGUUUUGCGAUAAGCUUGGAAUUUCGCAGCCGGUGCGUAAAAAACCAGUUUCCCCCCCCUCGCAUAUAUUUAAGCAACAGAUGACCAACGCUUUGUUUAUUACGGCUCAGCUUCUGCUAGUAUCUUAACAAAAUGAAGGCGACGGCGAUAUAUUUCCUAUGUGCGCUAAUCUUGUGCCAAGUAGUGUCCAUUUUUUCACAGUGGGACUGGAACACCGCAAGGGGUUUUCAAAAUUCUCGCCGUCAAGGUCGACAAUUUAAUUUUGGCAAUAAUUUCGACUAUGAAGAUCAAAAUGCUAAUAAUCAAAACCAACAAACCAAUAAUAACAAUGGCAAUGUUAACCCUGCAAACUACGACGCAUGCUUCCGAAAUUGCCAAUUGAACGUGGUAAAGGAAUUUAACCCUGUUUGUGCAUCCAAUCAGAUUACUUACGACAAUCGUAGGAUACUAGGGUGCGCACAGCGGUGUGGAUUACAAAUAACGGAGAUAUCACAAAGUACCUGUCAACCAUCCGCCGGGGGAAAGUAGAUUUAACCGCAGUGUAAAAAUUAUUUAUUUUAUGUGAGUUGCGUAAGCUUUGGUCGUUUUUUGAUAAGCACGUGUUGGUUUAAAUCGCAGAGUGAUAUGCUUGGCGGUGUGACUGUCAAUUCUAAUGAAGUAUUAUUGUAUAAGUUGUAAAUUAAAUAUUCAUUAAACAGAUUAAGCAAACUA
This is a messenger RNA of Photinus pyralis (common eastern firefly), 739 nucleotides long. Its product is annotated as probable WRKY transcription factor protein 1. The transcript has 3 exons. Lineage: Eukaryota; Metazoa; Arthropoda; Insecta; Coleoptera; Lampyridae. The record is from RefSeq and is a predicted model, not a curated record. Bases 161 to 556 code for a protein of 131 amino acids. Gene Ontology annotation, molecular function: protein binding.